Condylura cristata (star-nosed mole) is the source of this 519-nucleotide messenger RNA. RefSeq names its product chromosome unknown open reading frame, human CXorf65 (gene CUNHXorf65). The record is from RefSeq and is a predicted model, not a curated record. The transcript has 6 exons. The coding region runs from base 1 to 519 and encodes 172 amino acids. Lineage: Eukaryota; Metazoa; Chordata; Mammalia; Eulipotyphla; Talpidae.
AUGUUCAUCUUUAUCAAGCAUGGAGAUAACCAGCAAUUUCUGGUCAAUACCAACUGCUCUGUCCUCCUGUUGCUUCAUUACACCCGCAGUAAAUUGGGGUUGGCUAAAACAGUCACUAUCGAUUUGUGUGAUGAAACGGGGACAAUGAAGUUGCUUUUCCUGCUGAAGACCCCUACAGAGUAUGCCACCAAAUACCUCACGGCUCGAAACACCUACUACGUUUGUAAGAUUGAGCGUGGGCCACCAGGAACCAGAUUUGAAAAUGCUUACAGAGCCUUUGUGCCCCUCCUGAAGAAUCCAGAACCUGAGCUAACGGAUGCCUUACGCACACAGUGUGACUUCCUGGAGAGAAGCCGAAUAAAGAUGCUUAGAAGUCAAGAAGCCAAGAAAGUCACUCAAAUUGAAUCCUCUGUGAACCUUCCAUCCAAAUCUGGAAGAUCUGAUGAAGACGGGCCCACUCGCAGGGGGCCUCUCUAUAAGUCCAGAGUGGAGUUUUUCAGGAGGGAUAAACAUCGUUAA